Molecule: messenger RNA, 2171 nt
Organism: Halichondria panicea
Lineage: Eukaryota; Metazoa; Porifera; Demospongiae; Suberitida; Halichondriidae
Exons: 7
Coding region: 726-2045 (439 amino acids)
Molecular function (GO): protein binding
Source: RefSeq, a predicted model, not a curated record
GACCACGUGCAUGCUAACUAAGGGACUCGCUUCGCUCGCCCCAAUAAUACUUUUUAUGAUGCAUCGAUGGCAGAGAGAGAGAUACCGACACAGAGGGCACUCCUAUGACUUAAAUUUAAGCUGAGAAAUAGAUUUAAGCUGAGACAGCAGCCCAAGAAGAGCACAAUAACUGCUGCUGUGCAAGAGUUUUGGAGUAGACAUAACAAUAAACGCCCUCCUGGAUUAAACGCCCUCCUCUUUUAAAUGCCCCCUCUAAAGACUUUGAUCUGAAAUAAACGCCCUCCAUUUGAGAAGCCGUUGUGGAAAUGACUGGCUUUUGUUUUGUCUGAUUACAACCAUAUACCUUUUGAUCACCACAAUCAAAUAUCAUCAUCUGCACCUGAUUCACUGCUCUACAAUAUCUAUAACAAUGUAUAUUCUGCAACAGCCCAUAAUUAUAGAUCACAUGCUCAGAGUUCUCGUGAAUACAUGCUUUGUGCACACCUGUUAUAUAUGUAUUGUAGACUGUAGUGUCUGGAAAGUGUGGACAAAGAUUUCCUCUGGUCCACGAAAAACGGUCAAAGAACCAAUUUUUAACACCCUGACAGGAAGUGGAACCCAUCUUCCCCACGACAAAGAACUUAUAGAAGCAAAGAACUUGCCAAUACCACGAUUAAACAGCCAGUAUAAAAUUAUAGCAGGUUUACUACUCCCGGAUGAGAUAAUUAUAUGCAAACGGAUAUAUCAUGAAGAGAUUGGGAGCUGUAGUUUUUUACUGGUUGGCAUUAAUUCUUCGGAUAAAUGCAACCUUCCUGGUGAGUGAUGAGAGGCCAUGUCCAAUGGAGAGAGUCACGUUCACCUGUACUGCUCCUGGAGCUCUCCUUAGAUGGUCACCAUCUGAUGUUGCUUCAAAUAUUGAUGUUGACUCUGAGUUCACUCCCCUCAACAUGCCUGAGAUGCCAGUACCAGGUUACACUGUGACACUGACUGCUUUUGAUGAUACUGGUUUAACAUCCACCUUCUCAAGAGUAGCAGAGAACGGAGUUAUGGUGACUUGUCUGGACCCACCCAAUGACGUGAUUGGAUCAGCGACCGUUCAGUUGGCUGGUCCCCCUUCCUCCCCUCAAGGAUUCAGUCACUCUGUUGAGAGCAGGUCAGUCAAUGAAGUCAGUGUGACUGUUGGUUGGGACCCUCCUACUGAGACUGGUGGUAGAGAUGACCUCACCUACACAGUGACCGUCUUACCCCUGGCCCAGCUCUCUGCUAUUGUUCUCACAUCCACCUCUGCCACUGUGACUGCUCAAUACAAUGUGGACUACACUGUCAGUGUUGUGGCUACCAACUGUGCUGGGAACAGUACAACUGCUGAGUAUAACUUUAGGAUUGCUCCUCCAACGAGGUGCACAGUUCCACUAUCCCCACCAAAGAAUGGCACUAUCAGUGAUCAUUCAGCACCGGCUCUUCCAGCCACACAAGUGACUUUCCAGUGUGAUAAUGGACUGUUCCCUAAAGGGAUAAUGACUGCUGUCUGUCUAGCUACAGGAGAGUGGGACAAGAACCCGGGGGAGAUCGUCUGCAGAAAUGAAACUAUCUUCUGUGUCCUGCCUGCCCCUCCACUCAAUGGAACAUUACUCAACACCAACUCUCUGAACACUAACGUAAUUGAGGGCUCAAUUAUUACCUUCCGAUGUGAUCCUGGGUUCUCCUCACUGGUGGGUGCAGCAACUGUGACCACUUGCAAUAACUCUGGUCUCUGGGAUCCUGAUCCGGCUCUAUUGGAGUGUAUAUAUAUUUUUCCGCCAUCCACCCUACCCACCCUAUCCACUGAAGAAGCUGUUUCUGUUAGUGUAGUUGUCACGGCAGUUGUUUUCAUAGUCAUUGGAUUCCUCGCUGGACUCCUAGUGACACACAUUUGCUCUCGUAAGAAGGCAGUGUACUCCCCGGCAACUAAAGAAAAAGCUAACGUAAGACCCACUGUACCACCUGGUCCUUUAUAUGAGGAGGUAUUACCCAAAGAGGAAAUUGAACUGAACACUAAUCAGGCGUAUGGACCAGUAGGACUGUGAAACUUACAUGCAAGACUAUAGUGUGCAAACAUUGUAGCCACAGCAUUUAGCGCUAUUGUUUAUGCCAAAUUAUAGUGCCAAAUUAUAUGCUGCACUCGUACAAAUAUUUCCCUUGUUACCAAUAAA